AGUAUAAUAAUUUGAUGUUAUCGUUGCUAUUUCACUACAGGAAAUCAGGAUCGAUGGUGUUCCUCCUCAUAAUCCCACCUCUGGUUAUCCUGAGAGAAUGAAUAUAGCAGGCAGAGUAAUGCCUAACUUGAACAAUCAUGAAGUUACUGCCAGAAUUCCAGCUUUUUCUAACAGUGCAACUAUGAGGCGUCCAAGGAUGCUUAGCUCCUCAGACAAUGGAAAUCUCUCACCUGUUGAAGUAUACUGUCAACAACACGAAGUUACUGCAACGGGUGACAAUGUUCCUGCUCCCUUCAUGACCUUUGAAGCCACUGGUUUCCCUCCAGAGAUACUCAAAGAGGUGCGAUAUCUGCUCCAGAAGAGGAGCAUAUGUCGUACGCUGCACUGCUAUGUGCACCCUGAUACACAGCAACUGCUCUGUCCUUUGGGGGGCUGCAAAAUAAAUAGUUGGAGCCUUUUCUGGACAAGUUGGGAGGUGUUGGGCCCUGCUUCCAAAUGACACAUGAUGAGGCUGGGGUUCCUGCUUCUUCACUCCGCUACUUGGUCUGGAAUGCCCCUUUGCUGCCUCAAGUUGCUUCAAUACGUUUUGCUGGCUUCUCUUCUCCAACGCCAAUACAGGCGCAGACAUGGCCGAUUGCACUACAGAGUAGGGACAUAGUGGCCAUUGCCAAAACGGGUUCUGGGAAGACCUUGGGCUAUCUCAUUCCUGCCUUUAUUCAUCUGAUGCAAUGCCGAAAUAACUCUCAGAAGGGUCCAAAGGUAUUGGUUCUGGCUCCUACACGUGAGCUUGCAACACAAAUACAAGAUGAGGUUAUCAAGUUUGGUCGUUCUUCUAGAGUCUCAUGUACUUGUUUGUAUGGUGGAGCUCCAAAGGGUCCUCAGCUUAGAGAAUUAGAUCGAGGGGCAGAUAUUGUUGUUGCCACCCCCGGUCGGCUCAAUGAUAUCCUUGAGAUGAAGAAGAUUGACUUUCAUGAAGUUUCUCUCCUUGUUCUUGAUGAGGCAGAUCGAAUGCUUGAUAUGGGCUUUGAACCUCAAAUCCGCCAAAUUGUGAAUGAGAUACCCCCACGUAGACAGACUCUCAUGUACACAGCGACCUGGCCGAAGGAGGUCAGGAAAAUAGCAGGAGAUCUACUCGUUAAUCCUGUUCAGGUGAACAUUGGCAGUGUUGAUGAACUUGCAGCAAACAAGGCCAUCACACAGUAUGUGGAGAUAGUCCCCCAAUUGGAGAAACAGAGGCGCUUAGAAGAGAUUAUUAAAGCCCAAGAACAUGGGUCGAAGAUCAUAAUCUUCUGCUCAACGAAGAGGUUGUGUGACCAGCUUGCACGCAGUAUUGGCCGCAUUUUUGGUGCUGCUGCAAUUCAUGGAGACAAAUCUCAGGGUGAGAGGGACUGGGUUCUCAAUCAGUUCCGGAGUGGGAAGUCUCCAAUACUGGUUGCCACAGAUGUGGCUGCUCGAGGGCUUGACAUUAAGAACAUCAGGGUUGUGAUCAACUAUGAUUUUCCAAUGGGAAUAGGAGAUUACGUCCACCGAAUUGGAAGAACUGGGAGGGCUGGUGCAACAGGGGUUUCAUAUACCUUCUUUUCUGAUCAGGAUUGGAAGUAUGCAGCUGAUCUGAUAAAGGUUUUGGAGGGGGCCAACCAGCAAGUUCCACCUGAACUGCGAGAGAUGGCUGUACGUGGUGGGCCCAUCAUUGGCAAGGGGCGGAAUGGGAUGAGUCGUUGGGAUUCUGGUGGUGGGCGUUGGGAUUCUGGAGGUCGUGGUGGCUUUGUUUCCCGUGGUGGGAGGAAUGACUUUUUUAAUGGAAGGGGAAAUCGUGGGCGGGGAUUUGGUGGGCCUGGUAGGGGGAGGCAUGAACGGGGACCACGUGAUCGUUACGAAAGUAUGAAUGGGAGGGGGCGAUAUGAUAAUAGAAAAGCAGAUAGGAAUCGGGGUAGCAGUAAUAGCAGGAAUUACAGUCGCAGCCCUGAAAUGGCUCGCACCUGGGAUUAUGACAGAAGCAGAAGCAGAAGCAGAAGCCGGAGCAGGAGCAGGAGUUGGUCCCGUAGUCGCAGUAGGAGCCACAGCAGUAGCAGCCAUGAGGCCCAUGACCGAUAUGAGAAAUCACGUGGACAGAAGAAUGACCUUGGUCCUAUGGAACCAAAAUUUGUUGCUCCAGAAGAAUCAAGAAUGUCCCCCAUGUCCACUGGAGCAACAGAAGGUGGCUCAUUCUUGGGAGUUGAGCUUGCAGUUCAGCAGCCUGUAGGUGAUGGUACUGGACCUGGUUAUCCUGUGAUGGUAGCAGAGCCAGGUUAUCAGCCAGCAGCUGAACCUUAGGGUGUGCUAUAUACGACUUUUCUGCAGUUUGUUCUUUUUGGUUCUCUUGCUGGUGGUUGAAGUGGGUCCUUUCAGAGAUUGGGGAGCAGCGCGAAUGUGAAAGAAUUAUCAUAGAUCAGUAUGAUUCCAUCCUUGCAUCGAAGGAACUGCUGCAGCAACCAUCAAUGUUGCUCCCAGGUGUCUGGUGCAUUUUAGUUUGCAUUCUUUGACCGAGAGGGAUUAGUCUCUGUAUUUGGUGUCUUUUGAAGCAGGAAAGGUUUGGGGAGAUUGAAGUGCCAUUAUUGAAGGAUGACAAUAGGGAAGGCGGGAGAGAGGGGGCUUCUCUUUUCUGUUUUUUUUUGAAUUUGUCUUGGAAAUGUAAAAUUUAGUCUUCCCUGCGAGUUU
Molecule: messenger RNA, 2697 nt
Organism: Telopea speciosissima
Lineage: Eukaryota; Viridiplantae; Streptophyta; Magnoliopsida; Proteales; Proteaceae
Product: DEAD-box ATP-dependent RNA helicase 40-like
Exons: 7
Coding region: 496-2313 (605 amino acids)
Cellular component (GO): nucleus; cytoplasm; ribonucleoprotein complex
Molecular function (GO): ATP binding; RNA helicase activity; RNA binding
Source: RefSeq, a predicted model, not a curated record